UAACAAUUAUAUAGAAUAAUGAAUAAAAAACUUACAAAAAUCUUCAACAUUGUAACAUUGUGCAAGUAAAACAGUCAUAAAUAAUUAUUCAUAAAAUGGUUUAGAUAUAAGUGCAAUCAAACGUGAAUCUUUGAUUUGAUAAGUUGGAUAAAAUUGUCGGUUUCAAAAUCAUCUAUAAUAUAUUUGUAUAAUACUUCCUCCGUUCUUAAAAGAUUCAUGUUUUAGAAUUUCCAUACUUUUUAAUAAAAACAUAUUAAAACUUAAGUAUAAAUGUAUACUUUUUGUAAUUUUAUAUUUCCUAUAUUUUUAAACAAAUAAGAUUUUAAAAAAAUGCAAGUAAUGUUCUUGAACUUCAGAAUUUCUCAUUACUAGUUAACAAAAAUUACAUUGAAAAUAUAAAAUAUGUAUAUUUUUGAAACAAAAUUUUUAUCAAUAAUAUGAAUCUUUUAGAAACUGAAGGAGUAUGUAAUCCCUUAUAUACUAAAGCACAAGUCAUCUCACCAAUAAAAUUCUGACAUGUGGAAUUUAUUUUACAAAUUAAAAAAUGCAAAUACAGAUAAAUCAAAAAAUAAUUUUGUAUAUUUGUCUAUUAAUAUUUUCUAUUUUUCCUAUACAAAAAAUCCCUGAUAUUUUUCCACUACUCCCAUGUCCUCACGAUUUUUGGAGCAGUUUUUCUUUCUUUCUACAGAAGAUUUAACUCACUUAUUAUUCUGGAAACUGUAAUAUUCCAAUAUUAUUUGUAAUUGCUUGGCACCUAACUCUCUUCAAAGUGUGGUAAAAAUUUCAAAUCCCAACCAGAUAGAUCGAAAACUUCCAUUGGCGAAAAGUUGCAUAACAAUAGUCUUCGAAAAAAUCCUUUCAAAGACUUGGGGGAAUCACAUUUGUUGUGGAUUGGAUACGAGGAACGUACGCCAAAGUUUCCAAAUGAACGUUAAAGUCCAGGUUCGUAAUUCUAAAAGCCUAAACUGUUCUUGCUCAAAUUAUAAUUUAUGUCAUUUGAUUUUUCUUAAUAGACAAUUUUCUCUUCUAAUCUGUUUAUAGUUUUCUUUUUUUGUUCUUACUUUUAUAGAUACAGGCAAAAGCUACAUAAUGCAUCAUGAAAAAGAUAAGCUGUGAAGAAAAUAAGUCAAUAGCAUUUUGAAAAUAGAUUAAAUCAAAAUUUUCUUUGCUGAAAUGUGCUUUUUUUUUUGUGUGAUGAUGAUAUUUUAGGGAAGGAGACUGUAAGAGAGACUCGCGUUAAAGCAUACAUACAACCGUAGAAGGCCCUUAAGAGACAUGAGACGUCCCACAAGAAAAAAAAGCGAUGAUAAUUAGAAGGCAGUAAAUGGGAUGUUAAAAACACUCAUGUAAUAAGGGCAACGUCCAACGAGAAACCCUCAUGUCUACUAUCUAUAUGAAGACGUAAUCUGAUGAGGUUGGUAAUCCUUUUUUGUGCAUAUAGUUUUAUAGAAAAUGUGGUGAUGUUAUUUGUUAACUUUUUUAAUCGUUACGUACAUAUUUUGUUAUCAGAUUUGUAGAUUCUCUUAAAAACAAAAUUCCCUGAAUCUAGAAUUACAAUAGCAGUAUAUCAGGACAUAAAUUGUGUGAAAGAUCUCACCAGUUACCUCACUGGAUCUAGAAUUCUACAUUAUCUUAAAAUAUAUCGAUCUAACUAAGUAUAAGUAUUCAAGUUUCAUAAGGCACAAUAUACACCAAAAAAUAAUUUUAAUACAUUCUAAUUUUGAUAUGAAAAUCUUUACCCGUACGUAGUACGGGACUGAUCACUAGUAUUGAAAUAAACCGGUGUUAAAAGAAAAUAAUUUUGCUCACGCGCAGAUCGCAUGACAAACGAUUCAAUAUGAGCCUUUGUGUAUUAAGCCCAAUAAUGGUAGAAGUAGAACCAACGAGUUUUUUUGUUGUGUCGGAUUCACUUAUCUUUUUUUUGUGUGUAGCACAUCGGAUUCACUUAUCUACAACUGGUUUGUGUCGAACGAAUUGGUCUCUUACAAACACGUGAUAUUUCUGUACUAGCUAUCAGUACUUUGUAGUUUGUAUUUUUGGGAUUAAAGUCAGUACUUUCUUGUAACUUCAAAGCCGGUGCCGUAUACAUUUAUUGCAACGUUUAAAAUUUGUGAAGCUAGUUUUCUUUCUUUCAUUGACGACAACGAUAGCUCUUUUCUUGACCAGACCAUGAUAUGUUUUGCUUUCUCUUCUUUAGUCGUCCUUUUUUUUUUCUUUUUAGACGGAAGGUUCACUUUAAAAAUUGAGGAAGAAAAUGAUUGGAGAUGCGUAUAUUCCUUGAAUGCAUCCUUCUCAUAAUUUGCAUAAUUUAUCAUCAAAUCAUAGCGUUAAUGGCUAUCAGUAUACAGUACUCAGUAUGACAUGUUUACCUCGCUUCUCGACGGUGACGCUCCAAGGAAAGGGCGGUGCGAGGUUUUUUUUUUUUUUUUGAAAAAAGGGCUGGUGCGAGGUUUUGUUUCGUAGGUUGUUCUAAUUAUAAGUUUUGUAUCAUACAAAUAAAAUCAAUCAAUCAUUGAUUGAUUAGACACAAGUAGUUAAAAAAAGUCCAUGUAUUUCUGUUUGCACAGAAAAAUCCAUGUAUUUCUAAAUAAACAAAACAGUUUCAGGUUUAUUAUGUUGGUUUCGACGAUCCGAACACAUGUUAUACGUGUAUACCAAAUUGAUAAAAUGUGAUUUGAAAAGAGGGACAUACAGGUGAAAAGCUAACUUUAUAAUAGUGGCGAUACUAGCUAUACGGAUUAUAUUUCUUAACAAAAAAAAAAAGAAGCUAUACGGAUUAUAUUAUUUUUGCAUGGCCAAAACUCGUGAUAACGUUGACGUCCGCGGUUUACAAUCAUCUACUUUGUAGCGUAUACGUUUAAACCACAUGCUAAUGGCUAUGGGUCAUCACACACUUUAAUCACAUUGGUCCUUUUAUUUUUUUGACUUUUAUGGUUUCUUUAAAACUGAUUGCAUAUCUUUAUGCAUUAUAAUAUCAUUAACUUAUUUCUGGACAGUCUUUUAUUGGAUAACACCGAAGGGACAACUUAUUUUUAGGCGUCUUUGUUAUGGAUCCUGAUUGAGCCUAUAAAAUCGCUAGUAAACACAGGAAAGCAAUAGUUAAUUGACAAAGCUCUAACUGAUAAAUUAUAUCCCAAAUAGCCAAGUGCAUUAGUUUAAGUAUAAAGUAUAAACCAAUAAAGGUUUAAAGCUAGCUAGAUGCAGGAGUAAAUGUUUCGAAUAGUGUGACAUUAAAUGGAAUAUUACGGACUCAUUAAGCAUUUUCGUACACGAUUGCAUAACGAAUGAACAUAAUUUUUGACUUCACUGAGUUGUCUAAUCAGUUUAACUGUACGGAUCUUUGAUCGAUUUGUGCUAAUCUCACUCACUCUCUCUAAAAGAAUCUCUCUUGUGUUUGAACAAGUAAAAACACAAAAGAAUUGUUUUACCCGACCCUUCCGAUGUGGAAGGGCUGCUAUGUUUACCAGAACUGGGAUGGUCAGCAGCUUCACUAAGAUCUCAGCUCGAACUCGAGCUCUCGUGUACAAUGAUUUUCUUUCUCUCGCUGUAUAUCACAGCUCAAGAAUCAACAACAAGAUAAAGAAGAAAUCUAACGACCCAUACUGCGUCGUUUUAACACUCCUCUUGCACUCACGUGCUGAGCACAUGUAACCUUCCGGUUCAAUCAGCAAUCAUCUGAACCGGUUUCUAAUCUUCUUGGUUAUGUCAUACCAUUGUACAUUCUUGAUUAAGAACUCGUUCCUUCAUUAACGUUAUUUUUCAAGAAAAAUAUAAUGCCCAUAUCUGUCUUGAUAAAAUUAGUUUUUACAAUCAUUUUAACAUGUAUUUCAUUACCCAAAUUUUGUUUCUACUAAAACUAUGUUUUUACAGUGUUUUUUUUUUUUUGAUAAGUAUGUGAAUUUCAUUAAGGAUAAUGAUGCAAGAGAUACAUUAGAAUUUGAGUGAACAAAAGCUACUGCACCUAAGGUUUGCUAACAGCAUGGGUCAAAGCAAGCCCCCAAAAAAAAGAUAAAAAAGGCUUACAAUGACAAAGAAGUUUACUCAGCACAAGAGAUCGUGAGUAAAGCUUAACUAAACUAAUUCCCUAGCACCUAUUCGAUUACCAGUAGACCAACGCUUGAACUUAGUUAUAAAUUCACUAGAAUUUUUACAGUGUUAUAAAUUCACUCUAUGCACUAAAGUAAAUCUACUAGGUGGACGGAACGAGGACAUCUAUCAGAAAUUUCUUUAGUCAACAUCAAAAAUAAUUUUGGUUGGUAUCGUGAGAUAGUGACACGAAAGUAACUUUCUCUUCCUCCACUCUAAUUAGCUACGUACUUUGAAAUAUCUAUUUCAUUAUUUUCGAAUACUACCGUCAUAAAACAUCAAGUAUUGUGCAUGCUUAUAUAAAUACCCACUUAGCUUCUUAUUCUAACUCAGAGAAGAACAUUACAAAGAGUCAGAGAGUAAUCCAUACAUAUAUAGAUCUCUCCAGUAACUCAAAACAAAACCAAAAUCAUCAGUCUAUCGAUCGAUGGACAUGGAGACGAAGAAACCAUACAUGGUAGUGACUAUGAUACAAAUCAUAUAUGCAAUCAUGUUUUUGAUCUCUAAAGCUGUCUUCAAUGGUGGAAUGAACACUUUCGUCUUCGUUUUCUAUCGUCAAGCGUUCGCUACCAUCUUCUUGGCUCCUCUCGCUUUCUUCUUCGAACGGAAAAGUGCUCCACCUCUUUCAUUUGUUACCUUCAUCAAAAUCUUCAUGCUCUCCUUAUUUGGUGUGACAUUGAGCUUGGACUUAAACGGAAUCGCAUUAUCAUACACUUCGGCAACUUUGGCCGCUUCCACAACAGCUUCCCUUCCGGCAAUCACAUUCUUCUUGGCUCUGUUUCUUGGAAUGGAGACGCUUAAGAUUAAGACCAUACAAGGAACAGCGAAGCUUGUGGGGAUAACUGUGUGCAUGGGAGGGGUAAUUACCUUAGCCCUUUACAAAGGUCCAGUAUUGAAAUUACCUAUAUGCCCUCAUCUGUAUCAUCACCGGAAUAUUCCCGGCCAUGUCUCCGGUGGUUCCACCUCUUGGCUCAAAGGAUGUGUUCUCAUGAUCACCUCCAACAUUUUAUGGGGUCUUUGGCUCGUUUUGCAGGGUCGUGUGUUAAAAGUUUACCCUUCGAAGCUAUACUUCACUACUCUUCAUUGUCUAUUGAGUUCCAUCCAAUCUUUCGUCAUCGCUAUUGCAUUCGAGAGAGAUAUCUCAGCAUGGAAGCUUGGUUGGAACCUACGACUCGUUGCAGUCAUCUACUGUGGAUUCAUUGUAACAGGCGUAGCAUAUUAUUUGCAAUCAUGGGUUAUAGAGAAGAGGGGACCUGUUUUCUUAUCAAUGUUCACUCCUUUGUCUUUACUCUUCACUCUACUCUCAUCAGGGAUUCUACUUUGCGAGAUCAUCAGGCUUGGAAGUAUUCUAGGUGGAUUAUUACUGAUUAUAGGACUCUACUGUGUGCUGUGGGGGAAAAGUCGAGAGCUGAAGAACAUUGGUGAUCAGAAGACUGAUCCACAUAAAGAAAACAGUGAUGUUUGCAAUGAAGUGAAGGUUGUCAUUAGCUGAAUAAAUGUCUUAGUUUGUAUUAUACAUUAUGCUUAUUAUAUAUAUGUGUUAAUCAUCAUUCAUAUAAUAGAGUCCAGAUAAAUUUGCUUUAAGUAUUUGUCCCACUUAACUACUUCUACCUGUAUCAGAUUGUAGCAUAUGUUUUCUUAGGGUGGUUCUUUAACUUUCCAUAGGCUUUGUUUUCCCGCAAAAAAAGAGAAUAAAGUUACAAUAUGUUAAAAUA
Brassica rapa (field mustard) is the source of this 5801-nucleotide messenger RNA. RefSeq names its product WAT1-related protein At5g64700. NCBI's taxonomy places the organism in Eukaryota, Viridiplantae, Streptophyta, Magnoliopsida, Brassicales, Brassicaceae. Gene Ontology annotation, molecular function: transmembrane transporter activity. The record is from RefSeq and is a predicted model, not a curated record. Gene Ontology annotation, cellular component: membrane.